CAGACUACAGCAUGGUCACACUAGCAUUUUGUAAACAAUAACAGAACCACGCGGAAUCCCAAAAAAGAUAACAAGCUAUGCAAAUCUCAAAAAAAUCUAAAAAAUCCAAACGCAGCAAAAAAUCGAAGCAAACGAAGGAUUCUGCCGUUUCUAUUAAACUAACGGCGAUGCAUCGAAAACAAAAAGAAGUCGCCCGCGUGCUCGCACUGAAACAGGAGAUCCUAUUAAAAUCGGGAGUAUCAUACCUGGAAUAUCUGGAAAUUCGGGGAGAGAUUGAGAGACUAAAUGGCUUAAAGGAGUCAUUUUUAAGAAAAGCGGAAAAACUAAAACAACAAGACAAGUAGCUUUUAAGGAUGUGUAUAUCUUUAUAAGUUCAAAAUAAGAGAAAAGUUCACUUUA
This is a messenger RNA of Drosophila bipectinata, 399 nucleotides long. RefSeq lists its product as uncharacterized. The record is from RefSeq and is a predicted model, not a curated record. Lineage: Eukaryota; Metazoa; Arthropoda; Insecta; Diptera; Drosophilidae.